This is a messenger RNA of Zychaea mexicana, 1308 nucleotides long. RefSeq lists its product as uncharacterized. The transcript has 4 exons. Gene Ontology annotation, molecular function: ubiquitin protein ligase activity. Gene Ontology annotation, biological process: ubiquitin-dependent protein catabolic process. Gene Ontology annotation, cellular component: cytoplasm. The record is from RefSeq and is a predicted model, not a curated record. The coding region runs from base 1 to 1308 and encodes 435 amino acids. NCBI's taxonomy places the organism in Eukaryota, Fungi, Mucoromycota, Mucoromycetes, Mucorales, Lichtheimiaceae.
AUGCACCCUGAUAUGCCCCACAUAAAUAAAAAAGACGUCGUCUGGCUCAACAUUAGCUCAUCGUCCAUCAAUCAUGUCAAUGUCAAUGUACCUGCCAUCAUGUAUGACGAAAACGUCCAGGCUGCAAGCAACCUUACACAGCCCAGUCGGCAUGGUUUACGGGGUAUUUUGUACACCAGAAAUGAUUCGUGCAACCGAACCAGUAUGACCCCACCCUUUUUCAAUCAAGAAUAUCAAAGAGCGCUGCCUCGGAUUGCAUUAAUCACCAGUGGAGGGCCGUGCACUUUUGUCGAUAAGAUCCGUCUUGCACAACAGGAUGGAGCUAUUGGCGCUAUCAUCUACAAUCAGCCUGGAGCCGAUACGAAAAACUCGAGUAAUUACAUUGACGACGGAACCAUGUAUGUUCCGGCAGACACUGAAAUCACUAUCCCGGCGUUCCAUGUCGAUCCGCGUAUUGGACCUCAACUGAGUCGCCACGUUCUCAUGUUUGCACAGCAAGGGACGUCCACGGUUCAACAGGCAGUGCGUGUACUCAUGUUGCCUGGCAGCUCGCGUGGCCCGAACCCCUGGGAAAUGACACUGAUUGUCAUGAGCGCGCUCCUAGCCAUUGGUUUCCUCACUUCAGUGAUCAUGCACUGCCACCUAUUGCGCAAGAACCGACGAUUAAGAGAACGCGUGGAACAAGGUCUUGUCCCGCCAACGCCAGACAUGUUGCCUAUGGGCAAGCAGCUGCUAGAUGAAUCUCAACUGAGCACCUUACCAACACGCACUAUUGGCGGCAGCGAUGCAGUGCCUGAUGGGCAUGCUAUACGACGACGUGCUUCAAGAGUAUCCUCGAUUCUACUAAAAAAAGUCUCAACUGCUGCUGCCCCUGCCCCUGCUGCAGCUGCACCGCCAAUAAACAAGAAGCAAGAUGACGAAGAAGACCUGUGCGCUAUUUGCCUGGAGAAGGUCGAGCAUGGUGAUAUGGUCAGGCAGCUACCAUGUACUCAUGAAUUCCAUUGUGAAUGUAUAGAUCCUUGGCUGACAUCAAAAGCAGCCGAAUGCCCACUCUGCAAGUAUGAUUGCUCACAGCCAUUUGUGCCGCGUGUACAGCCUGGAGAGGCGGGUACAAACGAAAGCAAUGACCAUGAGAAUACAUUCGUAUCACGGAUGAGAAAUUUAUUAUUUCCAAGAAGACGACACGAAGAGAAUUUGAACAAUAACGACGCAGAACAGCAGCCGCGUCAGCAACCACCGCAACAACAGCAACAACCGUUUGAGACAAUUGAACUUUCAUCCGCCAUCACCAUAUCUCCUUCUCGGUAG